Molecule: messenger RNA, 2222 nt
Organism: Nicotiana attenuata
Lineage: Eukaryota; Viridiplantae; Streptophyta; Magnoliopsida; Solanales; Solanaceae
Product: protein trichome birefringence-like 11
Exons: 4
Coding region: 294-1691 (465 amino acids)
Cellular component (GO): Golgi apparatus
Molecular function (GO): O-acetyltransferase activity
Source: RefSeq, a predicted model, not a curated record
UUUUCCUCAACUUCCGUCCUCUCUCUCUCGUUUUAGCCCCACAUUUCUGUACUCAACUCAAAAGCUUUUGCAUGUACACAUCCCCAUUUUUAACAUUAAUUAACAAUAACAAUAAAAUAUUUAAUAUAUCAAGUUCGUGUCUAUUAGUGGUUGCUGUAAUAGUACCUUGAUCUUUACUGAUUACAAAAAGAAUCUUGGAUUUUCUCUCUUUCAAUCUUCUCGUCUUUUUAGACUCUAGAGUUCUUUAGUACUUUGUUUCUAAAACUGUAGUUUUCUGUACUCAAAAAGCAGAGAUGAGUGGAAACCAAUCUCCAAGAAUCUUUAACUCAACGAAUCACUUUGAUUUUUUAAAGAAAUUCAAGCGUUUGAAGCCUUUAGAACCAUCACCUGGACUUGUUGGCUACUUCUUUUUCCUUGUUUGUUUAUUCGUAUGUCUUUUCUUGUUGGAUUAUAGCACAGUACUGAAAACUGGUUCUCACUUUCGUGGGCCCUCUUUUUUUGUUACCUGGUUUGGUCUCAAUGACUCUUCUUUAGUAAAUAUUACUACUAGUAACAGAAAUGAAAAGGUGGGAUUUUUGGAAAAAGGUGGUGAUGGUUGUGAUAUUUUUUAUGGGAAUUGGGUAUGGGAUGAGAAUUAUCCACUUUAUCAAUCAAAAGAUUGUAGGUUUUUGGAUGAAGGAUUUCGUUGUUCUGAAAAUGGUAGGCCUGAUAAUUUCUAUACUAAAUGGCGUUGGCAGCCUAAAGACUGCAACUUGCCCAGAUUUGAUGCAAAAUAUAUGCUAGAAAAGCUGAGGAACCGACGAGUGGUGUUUGUUGGAGAUUCAAUCGGAAGAAACCAGUGGGAGUCUCUUCUCUGUUUGUUGUCUUCAGCAGUUACUGAUAACAGCUCGGUAUAUGAAGUUAAUGGUAGUCCAAUCACAAAGCACACAGGUUCUUUAAUUUUUAAGUUCAGGGAUUUCAACUGCACAGUUGAGUACUAUAGAGCACCAUUCCUAGUGCUGCAAAGUCGUGCGCCUUCUGGGGCUGCCAGAAACGUUAAAAUGACGGUGAAGCUGGAUCAGAUGGAUUGGAGCUCUGCUAAGUGGAAAGGUGCAGAUAUUUUGAUUUUCAACAGUGGUCACUGGUGGAAUUAUGAGAAAACCAUUAGAGGGGGAUGCUACUUCCAAGAAGGCGGAAAGGUCAACAUGACGAUGAGUGUGGAGACAGCAUUUCAGAAGUCAAUUGUGACAUUGGUUGAUUGGAUAGGUCGUGAAAUUAACAUGUCCAAGACCAAAAUCUUCUUUCGUACUUAUGCUCCUGUACACUUCAGAGGUGGAGAUUGGAGGACCGGUGGUAGCUGUCACUUGGAGACACUACCUGACUUAGGAUCAUCGGAAGAGUCAGUGAAUAACUCAUUUGAAUAUAAGACGGUCCUAAAUGUGCUAUCGCAGUUUGCUAACAAAUCAAAGGCUUGGACUAUGGGUUUAUUGAAUGUAACGGGAAUGACAUCUCGGAGAAGAGAUGGUCACUUGUCUUUAUAUUAUUUAGGGCCUAAUGUGGGACCAGUUCCUCUUCACAAGCAAGACUGCAGCCACUGGUGUCUCCCCGGCGUCCCUGAUUCAUGGAAUGAGCUUCUCUAUGCAGUCCUCCUCAAACAGGAGUUAUCUCGGGAACAAAUCUCCGAAUACACUUCUUCUCAGUUCCCGGAAUGACAGCAGAGAGGUCAUCUCUCAAGCAGUUCACCUUGUUACAGCUCGUAAUUAUCAGACGUGUAACGUUGGAAAGGGAACUUGUGCUGGAUCAAUCAAUAUGCCAAUACUAUUAGGUCAAAUGACUGUGGCCUUCUUCGAGAAUCAAUUUGAAAUUACGAAGAAAAGGGCUUCCUCACUUGAGCGGAUGAGAUACCUCCUUGGUUCCAAUUGCAGUUUGUGUGUACAUUUGAUUUUUUCCUGAAUCCUUUAGUCGAUCAGGAGUGAAAUUUAGGUUGCAAUAUUGUAUAGUGUAAAGAGCAUUGUGAACUGUAUAGAUGAAGAGACAUUAUCCAUUAUGAUAACACUGGAAAACACUGAUCCUUUUGAUAGUUCAUAGAACAACAAUAACUAUGCCUCUACCUCAAGCAAGUCGGGGUCGGCUAUAUGUUGGGUGAGGAAAAAUGUAGCACCGAUGCCAGCCAUUUGGUUCACUGUUGUAAAAUUCUUCUUCAAAUUGCAAUGAUAAUUGUAUAAGUAUGUUUUAAAGUUUAA